AGUGACACAACACAAAAAAAGAAUUCGCAAAACAAAAUUUUUCACUUCAAGACAGAAGAAAGUAAACAUGAAACUUAUUCUACUAAUUAUUGUUUCACUAUCCCUGUUGGACUUGACACCAGGCAAGCCCGUCAAAGAACACGAGGGCGAAGGUGCUUCCAUUUCCGACAGUAAAUCCUCUGGCGAAGAUGAGUUGGAGACGUCUGUCGUGGAUGGUGAUGAUGAAGACGAGGAAGACGGAAGUACCACUGAAGAACCAAGAAUGAGGCAGAAGAGAAGUGAUAAUGCAGAGCUCCAAGAUGACGAAAGAAGUGGUGAUUUCAGUGGAGGUGACUUAGAAACUGAAGACAAAGAAGGCCAAGAUAGAAAAGAAGACAAAUCCUUGCCAAAAAGUGACCGUCCAAAGAAUAAAAACGAGCCAGACUCUAAAGAACUGCAAAUGCAAAACACGUUGGGAAUCCAACAACCUUUCACUAUCACUGCAAUGCAGCCAGGAAGGCCUCAAGACCCAUCUCAGCAGAUGAAAACACCCGAGCCGUUUUCUUUGAAUUUCGCCGGUCCCGCUGGCAAAAUAGAGAUAACCCCAUUUGAGCCUGCCAUCAACAGAAUGAAGAAGGUCAGGAGGAGAUGUAUGUGUCCAUUGCCUUGUGGACCAGCGCACGCAUAUGAAGUGAUUGGCUGCGGCGGACCUUACACCAUUCCUUGUGGUGGAUGUGUUGGUGGCGGUUGGCCUGGUCUGGGAUGCGGAGGCUUCGGCGGCUGCGGUGGCCUGGGUGGCGUUUAUGACAUGAUACCUCAUCCAGGUUGGGGAGGCUACCCCUUAUAUGGAGGAUAUGGAGGUGGAUUUGGGUGUGGAGGGUGUGGCGGGUGCGGGGGUUGCGGUGGUUGCGGUGGUUGCGGUGGUUGCGGUGGCUUUGGCUGGGGAGGGGGCUGUAGACAUCCACCGAUAGUGAUGUGCUGUUGCAAGAACGGUAAGGAGUCGGAAGGGGAAAAGCCGAAGCCAGAAAGAGACAGUCCCACCGUUUUUCCAGCAGCCAAGCCAAGAUACGUCAGGAAAGACAAGCCCGGCCGUCCAUGAGGCACGCAGUAAAUCAAAAUAACUACUAACAUGCAACGAAAAAAAAACAAUUGUAAAUACGAAGAAAGUGCAUUUUGUAAAAAGAUUUGGACUGGACUCUUACAGCCUGGUUU
This is a messenger RNA of Pocillopora damicornis (cauliflower coral), 1191 nucleotides long. RefSeq lists its product as uncharacterized. The record is from RefSeq and is a predicted model, not a curated record. NCBI's taxonomy places the organism in Eukaryota, Metazoa, Cnidaria, Anthozoa, Scleractinia, Pocilloporidae.